Messenger RNA from Talaromyces marneffei, 336 nucleotides. RefSeq lists its product as uncharacterized. Lineage: Eukaryota; Fungi; Ascomycota; Eurotiomycetes; Eurotiales; Trichocomaceae. The record is from RefSeq and is a predicted model, not a curated record. The transcript has a single exon. Bases 1 to 336 code for a protein of 111 amino acids.
AUGAUAGUGACACCUCCCCUCGAGUUCAAAUCAUAUCAGGAAGAUGAAAAUUAUCUUUCACAACAGCAGCCUGAGCCGAACAGUCGUUCACAGACUUUGAUUUUCCAUCAUAACGGCAAUAAAUGGUGUAUCAAAGUUACCGUCAAAGGAGCAGUUCCUAGCGCUUUCGAUAGUAAAGAGCUCCCAAAAUCUAACAAGCGAAAACGGCAAAAAGAAUUCGAAGAUUUUGUCAAGCUCAUAAACUUUGAGUCACUUACUCUUCUCCAGGAUACUGUUACUGAAGUACUCGUCGGGGGAAGACCUAGAAGCUACAGCCACCCUUCAGUUGAACCAUGA